This is a messenger RNA of Labeo rohita (rohu), 5847 nucleotides long. RefSeq names its product kinesin family member 16Bb (gene kif16bb). Gene Ontology annotation, molecular function: ATP binding; microtubule motor activity; microtubule binding. Bases 226 to 4137 code for a protein of 1303 amino acids. The record is from RefSeq and is a predicted model, not a curated record. The transcript has 20 exons. Gene Ontology annotation, biological process: microtubule-based movement. Lineage: Eukaryota; Metazoa; Chordata; Actinopteri; Cypriniformes; Cyprinidae.
ACUUGCCAACAACGCAUAGAUUCGCUUAGAGUUUAUUUUCUUAUCUCUGGUAGAUAAACACGUUUAAAUGGAGAAAUGAGUUGGUAAAACACAUUUUGGAACAUUAGAGCAGGUACUUUAGCUGUCAGCGCGUACAGGUGUUUAUGGAAGUGCAUACAUUGUAGAUAUGAUGUAUAAAACAUGUAACGUUAAGGGAAGCAGGUGAAGUCCCGUCACUGAUGACCCAUGGCGUCUGUGCGCGUUGCUGUGCGGGUCCGUCCGCUGAGCCAAAGGGAGAAGGACCUUUCAGCCAAAGUCAUUAUACAAGUAGAUGGACAUAAAACCUCUGUCCUCAACAUGAAGGACAACUUCCACUGCAUGAGUGGAGAAUCGUGUGGCGAGAGUGUCAAGUCUUUCCCAUAUGAUUUCUCUUAUGAUUCAAUGGACAGCACAAGUCCAAGCUUUGUGACCCAGGAAAAGAUUUUCACAGAUCUUGGCACCGAUGUCCUGCAAGCUGCUUUUGAGGGUUACAAUGCCUGCGUCUUUGCGUACGGCCAGACAGGCUCAGGAAAGUCCUACACCAUGAUGGGCAACCCGGAUGAUUAUGGACUGAUUCCACGGAUCUGUGAGGGGCUGUUCCACCACAUCAGUGGAGUGUUACAAAAGGACAAGGCAUCAUUUCACAUGGAGGUCAGCUACUUUGAAAUCUACAAUGAGCGGGUUCGAGACCUCCUUCCCAGCACAGAGACGCAAGGCUGUGAGCUGAGAGUGAGGGAACAUCCUAAAGAUGGACCAUAUGUGGAGGCCCUCUCCAGACACCAUGUGCAGAGCUAUACUGAGGUUGGCCAGUUGAUGCAGGAGGGCAACAGAAGGCGUGCCACUGCCAGCACAGGCAUGAACCAUGUCAGCAGCCGAUCCCACGCCAUCUUCACCAUUCACUUCAUCAAGGCCAUGUUUGAUGCAGAUUUACCAAGUGAGACAGUGAGUAAGGUACACCUGGUUGACCUGGCAGGAAGUGAAAGAGCUAAUGCCACACAAGCGACUGGCAUCAGAUUGAAGGAGGGAGCCAACAUUAAUAAAUCAUUGGUUACUCUGGGCAUCGUUAUCUCUGCUUUAGCUGAUCUGUCUGUUGGUGGUGGACUGAAAAAGAAGCAAAACUUUGUUCCGUAUCGAGACUCUGUGCUUACCUGGCUCCUAAAGGACAGUCUUGGUGGAAACUCCAAAACCAUCAUGAUAGCCACCAUCUCCCCCGCUGACGUAAACUAUAGCGAAACUCUGAACACCCUUCGUUAUGCCAGCCGGGCCAAGAACAUUUUAAACAAACCCACUGUGAAUGAGGACAGCAGUGUAAAGAUUAUCAGAGAGCUGCGAGCUGAGAUUGCCCGCCUCAAAGCGCUGCUGUCUGCAGGAAAUCAGAUGGCGUCGUUUGAGCAGCCUUCAGGGUCGAGUGUGGAGGAGAGGCUUCAUCAGGAUGAAGCCAGAGUUCAGGAGCUGACAGAACAGUGGGCUAAUCGUUGGAAGGAAAUCAGCAAUAUUCUUGGGGAGGAUACAGUAGCUCUCAGAAAAGAGGGUAUCGGUGUAGUACUUGAUUCCCAAAUGCCGUAUUUAAUCUGCAUUGAUGAAGAUCGCCUCAGCACAGGAGUUGUUCUCUAUCAUUUAAAGGAAGGUAGAACUUCAGUUGGGGCUGGAGGAACCGAGCCUGAGCAGGAUAUAGUGCUCCAUGGUGAAGCUCUUCAGAGGGAACACUGUGUGUUUGAGAACCAGAGAGGAACCGUCACACUUGUGCCACUCCCAGGGGCCAAGUGUGUAGUAAACGGCGUGGAGGUAACCCAGCCAUGCCUUCUGACUCAGGGAGUGAACAUACAACUUGGAAAGGCCGCUAUGUUCCAUUUCAACCAUCCUCAGGAAGCAGCACAACUUCGAGAGAAACGCAAGUCUGGGCUCUUCGUGUCGAGUACCUCCACUGCAUUCUCUGUGGAGUCUUUCAGUCAUUUCAGCUCUGAAAAGGUUUCUGACCAACCCAAAAGUGACGCCAAUGCUCUACAAAGCAGUUGUUUCUCAGGAGAAAAUCACAGGAUAUUUCCCACAUCUCUUGCUGCUACAGAUUUACAAUUUCCUCAAAACAAGACAGACAGCAGUUUCAGUGGACCUUCAGAGUCUCAGCACGUUCCUGAGACACCCAGGGCACUUAUAGAACACCGUGCCACUAACAACCCUGCAGGAGAUGCCAAAAGUCUGGGAAAGUCACUUCAGACAAGGCUCGACAUCCAGUGGGAGAAGCAGCACUCAGCCCCUCAUAAAUCAGAAACUGAAGCUCCAUCAGUGGACAUGACAUAUAAGGAACUGGAGGGGGAGAAAACAGGGGUGAAUGGUGGGCUCUGGGAUACCAGGGAACUUCAGGAGUGCCUUAACGGGACCUCUGGAUUCCUGGAUGUUGAGCAGCAGUGUCUCUGGCACCCGGUCGUGGGCUCAGAAGGGAGCUUGUUAGCUGAGGAAUCCCAUAUACAGAGCAGGCACUCCACUACGGGAGGAGGGGCAGCCUUUGUCCCUAGCUUGACUCGCUUGGAGCACUUUUCACAGAGGCAUAGCCCACUUACCAUGGGGGGCCAAUUUAGCAAGCACUUGCUAUCCAGAACAUCUGUUGAGAGCCAAGAAACCAAAGCCCAACCAGAGGAAAGUGGAUUCAGCUCUAGCCUAGGGAGCCUUGUAGGAAGAGUGUCCUGGAUGCUGGCGGAUGCAGGACGUGUGCUUACAAACUCUUUGAAGGAGCAAACUGGUGGCAGAGGAAGCGCAUGGUACAAUCAAAUGUGCUCCGUGGUAAAAGAUCUUCCGUUUGUACACCAUAUCCAGUUUGAGUUGACUCUAAGACCACAUGUAAACCAAAAUCUGUCUCAUAGUGAGAUUUUGUCAGUAGGAGAACAGAGUGUAGCACUGUCUUCAAUGCAAGAUCCAUCGAGAUCCAGUACAGGUGAAUGGAUGGCUUUGGAGGCAACUCAAAUAAGGGAUUCAGUGACCACCCAAAGAACUGAGGGGCUGAAGGUAUGCUGCCAAAGACUUCAACCCGUACCUGAAUCCUUGCUCCAUCUCCAGAACCUUCCACCUCAACAGCUUCUCUCCUGCCUACAUAGUGUCAUCCCUGCCCCUUUGCUAAUGGAAGAGCGAGUGUUAGCUUUAUACUGGCUUGGCGUAGCCACCUGUUCUCAACCAGAACCACAACCUGGAGUUACUGUCAUUUUCCAGACUAAGCUUUUGGUGAUCACUUUUGAUCCUUUACCUGAUUCUUCCAGCCCCACACACUCUUUAAAUAUUUACUAUGAACUAUCCUUUCAGCAACUGCAGGAGAUCCACAUAGGUUUUGCUGGGCAGACUGUCAGACUAACGGGGAAAACGGAGAACAGUAUACUUGUCUUGCACACCUGCAAUGCAGGCCUAAGUCAAGAACUGUCCCGAACCUUACUUGAGGUCAUUUGUCCUUUCGAGAAAGGUGCACUGGACCAUCCGCUGCUGUCAAAUGACCUGGUACGUUUGUCUCUAAACUGGGACUCCCAUGUUAAGGAUUUGCUCCUACCUUCUGGUGGACGCCUUAUGUGCUCUUUCCAAAAAACCUUGACUAAGCUGGUCUUCCUGUUACAUGGUAACAUGCAGGGCGAGCGUCCAGCACUUGCGCACGUGCAACUGCUACUUUACACGACUGUCAGACUUCAGAAAUCAAGCCUCAAGCUGGACACAGACGUGGUUGUACCUGAUUCACAGGUUGCACCGAUAGACUUUGAACUUGUCCAGCUUGUCCUGACUGACACCCACCUGUGUCUCUUGUGGGAGAAUGCUGUUUACCACCCACCUCCACGUUCAGUAGCUGUGGUGGCACGCGAGGCCCAGUUCAAGAUAAUAGACCUGCGGCAGCGCUCUGAUGUUCGCUGUGUGCUGGUCAGAGAUGGAUACGGCAGUACGCGUCUGGAUGUUGUGUUGGCUCGUGCCUACCGGAAAUCCGGUGGUACUCGAGGUCGCUCGCAACCUCCAGAGGUCUGCAGUGCUGAUGUGGCAGCUGCCCAAUCUCCUACCAACUCUGAUUCAUCUCCCCGGAAUGAAGUGUGGAAAUUAACUUUCAGCAGCUCCGCUGAGGCCACCUUCCUGAUUAAUAACUUGUCAAACAUUUGAUCAAGGACCUUCCAGCAAAAUAAUUAACAGCCCAGUGCGGAGAAUUCGACAGGAGACUACAGAAAAGGCUGAGCGCACCGAAAACAUGACAUGAGUUGGUGCCACUAGGAUUUGAGAAAUAAAGAUGUUUUAUAAUUGUACAGUUUUUCUGUUACUUUUCCUUGAAGUUUUAUGACUUGUAUUGUGAUCAGGAAAAGUAAUCAUUGAAAGUAGUGCCCAUGAUCAAGGCUGGUUAAGACUGACAUUAGAUGUUUGACUGCCAGUAUUAAAUGGGAGGAUCAAGAAUGAUUAUUGAUUCAGAGUUACUGUAUAAUGCAUCUAUAAAAAUGUGUAAUACGUUUAAGAACCAGCACUCAACCUUAAUUUUCAUGUUCAUUCUCUUCAGUGCCAAUUAGAAAAUCUUAAAUAGAGAUUGCUUCUAAUUUGAUGCGUUUAUCCCUGUUUAUCCCAGUGGAAUUCAUUUUCUAAGACCGCACAAUUUAAGUUAUAUCAUUUUGGUUGGACAGUGAUGUACUACUGGAGCAUAAAAACUGCUUUUCCCUCUCUUCAAUUUUCACGCUCUUACCUACUCUGUCUUUGACUCAUAUAGCCUUGCAUCACAGAAAAUGCAUGUUGCAUGCCUGCAGCAUCCAGCAGCUAUCAGUAUUCAUCUCUUGAACUCGUCAUGGUGUGAGGAGAUGCCAGGGUCAAGGUGAGAUUUUUUUCCCCCUCUGCUGGGUCAUUUAAGUUUUCACUGCAUCACGUUGCUUGCUAAUAGCUUCAUGGUCCCUUUUGUUUCAGACCCUGCUGUGUAAAAUAUUAGUUAUGGUUCUCUCAUGCCUCCUUUUUUGCCAGUCAUGUUCCCUGUUGUAGACUUUAUGCCACUGAGGAAGAGGAGCAGGAGAAAGACAUUCUUCCUCCCUAUCCUCUCUAUAAAAUGCUGCUAUAGUGUGUAGAAAAUUAUGGGCGCUUGUACAGUGCAAUCAGCUAGGGCUUUUCUUUGACAGAAUGCCAGCAAGAGAGAGAGUGAGUUCCUUUUAAUAAAAGUACAUCAUGUGCCUUCUCAGAAAUCAGUGCUUUUCACCUUUUCAGACUUGAAAUACUGUGAGAGUGAAAAGCCCUGUCCUAAGGACAGAUUGCCAUGGGGGGUGGGGAGCUUUCAUGACAGACUAGCCUUGGCACACUCGUACUAUUUACUCUGCCCUCGAGCACUCUCACAAACAAGACAAGGUUGUUUUCUGAAACCCGCUAUGCUUUCCUUUUUGUGGCCUCUGGGUUUGGAAGGAGUCUUCAUCAGAAUGCUGAUGUCAGAUAAGUUUCUCUCUCCGUCUCUGGGUCUCUCUCACUGUCAUUUCUUUUUGACUAUGGUCUGUACCUCCAAUGUCAAGUCAUUAAUCACACUGCAGAAGUUAAGUGUGACUGGAGGCAGCACGCCGUUAUAAAUUGCACAAGCAAGAGAAGCCGUAAUUAGUUUGCAACAAACUUGAUUCAUAGGCCAUGUUGUGUAACUUGUAUUAGUUAUUUCCACUUUUUAUUCAGAUGAGUUUUUCUGUACAGCUAAUUAGCCUACUAGUAUUUUAAACAAACAAUGAUGCUGGUACUAACAAGCAAACCUAAUUGGCGAGGUUCAUUUUAUGAAGGAAAAUCAAAACGUGUGGUAUGGUAACAUUUCAUUUGUUCUUUAAAAUACUAAACAACCAGUCAGUAAGCAUGCUGAUAUAAGUGUUACUU